Messenger RNA from Oncorhynchus tshawytscha (Chinook salmon), 4222 nucleotides. RefSeq names its product anoctamin-9. The record is from RefSeq and is a predicted model, not a curated record. Gene Ontology annotation, cellular component: plasma membrane. Lineage: Eukaryota; Metazoa; Chordata; Actinopteri; Salmoniformes; Salmonidae. The transcript has 24 exons. Gene Ontology annotation, biological process: chloride transmembrane transport. Gene Ontology annotation, molecular function: protein dimerization activity; chloride channel activity. Bases 219 to 2678 code for a protein of 819 amino acids.
AGUAAUUGACUCAGAAACGCGGAAGUGAAGUCAACUUUUUUUUUUUUUAGCUCAGUACAGUAGUUUUUCAUAUAUUUUUAGUAUAAUUAGAGCUCCCCGUCUGUCUGAAGUAGGGGUGAACGUUUCGUGAGUAAUGAAGACAACGGCCCUCGAACGACAGAAGAUGUGAAUGGGGAUUUUCAAUAUUCGCUCAAUUUGAAUAACGAGCGUAUUGCAACAUGUACUUAAUGGAUCCAGAGCAGGAUGGUAUUGAGCUGCAGGAGAGAAACACGGAUGGCUUUGACAAUACCAUGGAGGCAUUACUCCCAAUUCUGCACCAGCAGAGGACAUAUGAUUAUGUUCUAGUUGCUGAUAAAGUUGAGGACCAGGAUCACCCAAGGUUUCUGAAGCAGGUGGCUUUUAUUGACCACCUGAGGAAGAAAAACAUGAAAGUAACAAAAAUCGUUCAUGUUGACAAGGUGUUUUAUGGUGUCCGGGCCCCGAAGGAGAUCUUUGACAAGUACAGGUACCUACUUAAGGUGUCUGAUUCUUGCAACUGGAGCGGCGACCGGAAAUGUGGCAGGGUUCCUCACUCAACCAGAAUCAGAGUAGUGCAUUACAUCCUACACCACACCCAUAUCAACACAGGAGAGAACCUCAGAGAGCUCCAGGAGAAGGGUGUCUUUGAGGCCGCGUUCUGCCUGCAUGAGAGGAACAAGCAAAAGGUGUUGAAACAAAAGUGGGCACGAUGGUCUGCUCUCUGUACGACCCAGCCUGUCGAUGAUGUCAGGAGUUACUUUGGAGAGAAGGUGGCUCUGUAUUACCUGUGGUUGGGCUGGUAUACCAUCCUGCUGGUCCCUGCAGCCAUUCUGGGUGUGAUUGUGUUCCUGUAUGCACUGGCUUUCUUCAACACCAGCCCCCUCAUAAAGGAGGUCUGUGAGUCUGACACUGUUAUGUGCCCGAGGUGUGACAAGUGGUGUCAAGUAUGGCAGCUGCGUGACACCUGUACCUAUGCCAAGGUGAGUCCUCUGUUUGACAAUGAGGGGACGGUGGCCUUUGCUAUGUUCAUGGCAGUCUGGGCUACCAUUUUUCUGGAGCUGUGGAAGAGACACAAAGCAACGUUUGUGUCUAAAUGGAAAGUAUUUGACUGGUGUGAGGAAGAGGAGGAUCUCAUCCUGGGAGUAGUCAAUGAUCCAGACUGCCAUCCCAAAGAGUUUUGCCAUUCUUAUCUGCGCAGCACUCUAGUUCUGGUGCUGGUCACUCUCAUGUUGAUUCUGAUCAUCGGGCUAACCCAGGCUCUGGUGGUGUUCCGUGUGGUUGCUGCUGUGCUGUUGUCAGAGGGAACAUGGGAGUUUGUAAGGGACCAUGCCAACACUGUAGCAGUAAUGCUGGGUGCUGUACUACACUACUUCACCAUGCAAGUUAUGACCAGAGUAAGUUCAACCAGCAACCCCUCUAAGUCAUGUAGACCUGCACAGUCGCUAACUCUUCUCCUCUCUUACCCGGAUAGGUCAACAAGGCUGUGGCCUUCAAGCUAUGGAAUUCUAAUGUUGCUGCUUUUGCCUGCAGAGAAGACACAGUCGCGUGCAGCCACUGAGAGGAGCUUCACUGUCAAGAUGUUUACCUUCCAGUUCUUCACCCUCUUCUCCUCGCUUGUAUAUGUGGCAUUUUUCCUGGGCAGGAUAAAUGGCCGCCCAGGCAGCUAUGUUCGUAUUUUUGGUAAAUGGAGAUUGGAGGAGUGUCAUCCCAGUGGCUGCCUCACUGACCUCUUCAUUCAAAUGGCCGUCAUCAUGGUGCUCAAACAGACACUGAAUAACAUCUUUGAGUUUAUUGUGCCCUGGUUCAAGAGUUACUUCAAAAGGACUACAACUAAGAAGCUGGAGAGGAAGUGUGGCGACUGCUACAAAAAUGCAUGUCGCGAAGAGGAGAGGAGGGGCCAUGACCCAUGUGAUAUCUGCAAGCUGCAUGAUUGGCUGCGCAACUACGAUCUGAAUGACGUAAACUUUUUCAGUCUCUUCAAUGAGUUUCUGGAAAUGGUUCUUCAGUUCAGUUUCACCACCAUCUUUGUGGCGGCCUUCCCUCUGGCCCCUCUACUGGCCCUCAUCAACAAUAUCUUUGAGAUCCGUCUGGAUGCCAUCAAGAUGGUCAGCUUGGAACGCAGAUUAGUCCCCAAGAAAACCAAUAAUAUUGGUAUAUGGAUCAAAGUUCUAGAAGCUAUUGGUGUUCUGGCUGUCAUUGCCAAUGGGCUAGUCAUUGGGGUGUCCUCAGACUUCAUCCCUCGGCUGGUCUAUCGCUAUCACUACGGACCCUGUGCCAAUGGAGAAGAAAAUGUACACUGUAUGAAGGGCUAUAUCAACGACACCCUAUCCACUGCUCAGAUAACAGACCUGAAUGUGCGGAAGGACUUUUUCCCCAGUCAACUGAUCACAGAGAGCGGCUUCAAUGUUACACAAUGCAGCUAUAAAGACUACAGAAAUGAUGUUGACUACAGCCUCACCUCCCAGUUCUGGCUCAUCAUGGCUGUACGCUUUGCCUUCGUCGUCCUAUUUGAGCAUGUAGUGGUCAUCUUUAAAUGCAUUGCUGCCUGGUUUGUGCCUGACUCCCCCAUGCUGGUGAAGAAUGACAGACUGAAGGAUAAACUCAGUAGGCUCAAAGAGGAACUGCAGGAUAUGAAGUACAGCCAGUCCACAGAUGUGUGAUGACCACAACGGAGGGACAUCCUGAGGCAUGACACAUGACUUUGAAGCCUUGAAAAAGACACAUUAAAAGUGAUGCUCUCUGCACUGACCUGAGAUCAGCAUCUUACAGAAUAGUUAGCGCGUUAUGAGAGGUAGGACAGCACCAUCUCCCAACACCUCUGCGCUUUCUUCCACAUGGCCAACGCACUGUUUAUACCUGUGUGAUUAAUGGCCACCCGUGGCGCAUGCGAGGGUAUCUUGAUAGCCGAUCGGGGCGACAAGUUUCUACGAGGAUUAAACGGCUCCAAACUGUAUUUCACAUAUAAGCAAGUGUACCCCAAUAUAAAUGAAGCAAUAUACUGACAGACUAACCCCAGAUACCAGACGCCAAACCACAACUGGGGUUCAUAAGAAGAGGUCCAUAUAACAUUGUAUUUUCUUGAAUGACCGAUGACCCAGCAGUAGCCUCAGCCGAGUCCCCAACAACCAGAUGUUCCGGUUUUCAGGGGAAAUGGAAAGAGAGCCUGUGACGCAACUUCCGCUUUUGGACGUUAACAAGGCGACACUUCAUCUUAACUCCUCCUCCACAUUUACCGGAUUGGUUGAACAGUGCAGAAGAUAACGUUUUUUCUUCUUCUUCUCGUCAAGACCAGUAUGUAGGGGAUCUAGUUUCAGGCAUUUAUUUUUCCUAAUCAAAAGGGGACCAUCGCAGUCUCUCAGAAUUUUGGUUGGUGUAUAAAACGUGUGAAUUCAGAUAAAUAAGAAGGUGUGAUGGGUCCGUACACCAAACAUGUUUUGACUGUUAUCAGGGAUAGCGUACAGGCUUUUCAACUUUGCAGCCUUCUUCAGUGUGUAGAUUUAUUUUAUGCCUGCUACAUUAGGUUAACCUAGCAGGGAUACCUAUACAGUAACAGAGUUUGGGUUAAUUUUGUUUCACAAACUAUGUGCUAUACAAAUGGAAAACCUGAGUUGAAAUGUAUUGACUCCCUUACUCUGGCCAAUAUUAAUAUUUUACAAAGAACUGAGGUAGUUUUAUUUUUGGUAAGGAUGUAACAACCUGUUUUGCAAAUACUGUACUGAUGUUUCCUGUUUACAUGCUUUUAGUAACCUCAAUGUUCUCUCAACAUAAAGAAUCACAAAGUGUGAAUAAUGUAAUUUAUCUUUGAAAUAUUAAUAUCUUUGUUAUAUAAUUAUGCAUCUCUUAACUUUUAAUCCACUGCAUUAAUUCUUUAUUUGAAAUGAUAUUCUGGAAAAUUGUGUUAUCGCUUUUUAAAUUCAAACAUAGGGUUGCUUCAUGUUGUGUGUAUGAGCAAGCGUUUUUGUAAAAACAUUUAAGUAUCAUUCAGAAAUGACUUGGCCCAAUACCUAUGGAUAUUGUAUUGUUGUUGGAAAGGUGUACAUUUUGAGUUGUUUUUUUUACUGUACAUUGUACAUAAAGUAUGUGACAGGGUUUUGCUCAUCAGUCUAUCACCUGCGUGAAAGUGCAUUGUAAUUUUGUCCUUUUGCUUCUCACUUUUGAUGGACAGACGGGACAAAGAUUAAAGCUUGCAGUAAUUUUACUCUCA